This is a messenger RNA of Acyrthosiphon pisum (pea aphid), 489 nucleotides long. Its product is annotated as myocyte-specific enhancer factor 2-like. The transcript has 3 exons. Gene Ontology annotation, biological process: cell differentiation; positive regulation of transcription by RNA polymerase II. NCBI's taxonomy places the organism in Eukaryota, Metazoa, Arthropoda, Insecta, Hemiptera, Aphididae. The record is from RefSeq and is a predicted model, not a curated record. Gene Ontology annotation, molecular function: protein dimerization activity; RNA polymerase II cis-regulatory region sequence-specific DNA binding; DNA-binding transcription factor activity, RNA polymerase II-specific.
AUGGGUCGCAAGAAAAUUAAUAUAUCCAAACUAGUGGACGAAAAAAACCGUCAUGUGACAUUUAACAAACGCAAAUUUGGCCUCAUGAAGAAAGCUUACGAGUUGAGCAUAUUAUGUGAUUGUGAAAUAGCAAUAAUUGUGUUCAAUGAGUCAAACAAGUUGUACGACUACGCUAGUACAGACAUGAACCAAGUAUUACUUAAGUAUACUCAAUAUAGUGGUGAACCACAUGAAACAAUAACAAACACUGAUAUGAUUGCUGUAAAAUCAAAAUUCAUUGUAUUUUUUUAAUUAAUGCCCACUCCUAGAAUUAAACUUAAAAACAACGAUAUUUCUGAUGAGGAAUUCAGAAAGAUUAUGACACAAGGAGAGCGGAUAAUGGUUGUAAGUAUCUAUAAUUUGUAAUACCUAUCUAUAAUAUAUUAUAGUUUACAUAAAUUCAACUACUUUUUUUUUUUAUGUACCUAUAGUAAAUAAUAUGUAUACCUA